AUGCAGACCAGCACCAGCACCCAGUGUUCCCCCAGCCAGUAUUUGGACUCUAACAACAAAGAGGAAGAGGAGGAUCAAAGAGACUACUGCUAUGGAGGCUAUCAUCCUGUGCGAGAGGGUGAUGUAUUUAACAAGAGGUACAAAGUUCUGUCCAAGCUGGGUUGGGGCUACUAUGCAACUGUGUGGCUCUGUGUGGAUCUCAGAUCUGGCAGACAUGUAGCAAUUAAAGUUCUGAAGAGUGGAUCUAGCUGUACCCAAGCUGGCCAAGAUGAGCUUACAUUACUGCGCAAUGCGACUGGUCCCUCAGCUUGUCACCCCCUGAAAGGCCGCAUUGUGCAGUUAUUGGAUGAAUUUAAAAUAGCUGGUGUUAAUGGCAUCCACAUGUGUCUGGUACUAGAGCUACUGGGACCAGACUUGCGUUGUUGGCAAGCGUGUUUUGGAAAACCUGGUCUCUCACUUGACUGUGUCAAAAGAGUAAUCUUUCAGGUGCUUGAGGGUCUUGACUAUCUACACACCCACUGUAAGAUUAUCCACACAGACAUCAAGCCUGAUAACAUUCUGCUCAGCCUGGGGCCACAGCCUCUAGCCCACACAGCACACAUUAAUGCUGAAAACAUUUCAGUAAAAAUCACAGACCUGGGUAACUCCUGCUGGGUGUACAAGCACUUCAGUGAAGAGAUCCAGACACAGCAGUACCGUGCUCUAGAGGUGCUGCUUGGUUGUGAAUAUGGUACUCCUGCUGAUAUCUGGAGUGUAGCGUGCAUGGCUUUUGAGCUUGCCACUGGUGAUUCGUUAUUUGAGCCGAAAGCUGGAAAAAACUUUUCAGUGGAAGAAGACCACCUAGCACAUAUCAUUGAGCUUCUGGGGAAGAUACCCACAUCUGUGGCCAUGUUGGGCAAAUAUUCGUCUGACUACUUUAACUGCAGUGGAGACCUACAUAGAAUUCCUGUCCUUCGACCAUGGGGGCUUUAUGAAGUCUUAAUAGAGAAAUAUCACUUUCUCCUCCAAGAGGCUGCUCUCUUCUUUGACUUCCUUCUUCGAAUGCUGGACUUCCUGCCAGAGCGGAGAGCGACAGCAGCUCAGUGUCUCCAGCACCAGUGGCUAAAAUUGUGA
This is a messenger RNA of Trichomycterus rosablanca, 1113 nucleotides long. Its product is annotated as SRSF protein kinase 3. Gene Ontology annotation, biological process: peptidyl-serine phosphorylation; intracellular signal transduction; spliceosomal complex assembly. Lineage: Eukaryota; Metazoa; Chordata; Actinopteri; Siluriformes; Trichomycteridae. Gene Ontology annotation, molecular function: protein serine/threonine kinase activity; ATP binding. Bases 1 to 1113 code for a protein of 370 amino acids. The record is from RefSeq and is a predicted model, not a curated record. Gene Ontology annotation, cellular component: nucleus; cytoplasm. The transcript is spliced from 12 exons.